AUGCCCUCCAACAUGACCGCAUUCCCGCCGCAUUUCUCACCACACCUCUCGAGCGCCGGGCGAGACGGCUUCGACUUCCAGACGUCACAGCUCGAGGCAGAGACGCCGGAACGGGUCGCAAACGGCGAUGAACACCACAGUCCCCCGCCCUCGAUAAUAUCGCCUGCCUUCACGCCUCCAGCGACACCGGGCGUCUCGACCCCCUCGCGGCCCCGGCCACCCCGCUCCAUACCAGUCGAUACCUCAGUGCGCACCGACACGCCGCGGCCGGACCUGCUGCCCAAGCUGCCCACGGUCGAGUGCGAAGUGCGUGCGCGGAUACCCACAACCACGGGGCAUGAGAUGUGGCUGCAUGUGUACAGGAACAGCGUCGACACCAAGGAACACCUGGCAAUUGUCUUUGGGAGCCAAAUACGCUCGAGAUCGCUGGAUGCAGAGCGCCCGGGAGAGACGGAGCUAGACCGCAUGACAAGAGGCGCAUACGUCGGACGCCUGUACCCGGGGAGGACCAGCUCGCGGGUUGAGCAGCUCAAGAGGCAGGAGGGCGUGCCCACGAAGCGCAAGCCCGACGCCGACUCCGCGCACGUGGACAAGAGCAACGGCCUGUUGUCGCCAGCUUCUGCAUCCUCAUCCGAGAACGGCGACGUGCAGCCAGCUUCUUCUCUAGAACUACCUCUCGUCCGCAUACACUCCGAAUGCUACACCGGCGAGACUGUUUGGUCUGCGCGCUGCGACUGCGGUGAGCAGCUCGACGAAGCCGCGCGGCUUAUGGCCGAUCCUACUCUGUCACCUUCUGGUGGUGCUAUUAUCUAUCUCCGCCAAGAGGGUCGUGGAAUCGGUCUAGGCGAAAAGCUCAAGGCAUACAAUCUGCAAGAUCUAGGCAACGACACAUAUGAAGCAAAUAUCAUGUUACGGCAUCCUGCAGAUGCGCGAAGCUACGGCUUGGCCACGGCUAUGCUCAUGGAUCUGGGCUUAGACGGAGACAGAGGGAUUAGACUUUUGACCAACAACCCAGAUAAAGUCCAUGCUGUCGAGGGGCCGAAUAGAGAAGUCGUCGUGAGGGAGCGCGUCGCCAUGGUUCCGCUUGCGUGGAAAACAGGCGGCAUGAAGGGCAUUAAAAGUGAAGAAGUAGAGAAGUACCUUAGUACCAAGAUCGAAAAGUUCAAGCACAUGUUAGAUCAGAAAUAA
Alternaria ventricosa is the source of this 1188-nucleotide messenger RNA. RefSeq lists its product as uncharacterized. Gene Ontology annotation, molecular function: GTP cyclohydrolase II activity. Lineage: Eukaryota; Fungi; Ascomycota; Dothideomycetes; Pleosporales; Pleosporaceae. The transcript is spliced from 2 exons. Gene Ontology annotation, biological process: riboflavin biosynthetic process. The coding region runs from base 1 to 1188 and encodes 395 amino acids. The record is from RefSeq and is a predicted model, not a curated record.